Messenger RNA from Vanessa tameamea, 1855 nucleotides. RefSeq names its product Mid1 (gene Mid1). The coding region runs from base 123 to 1262 and encodes 379 amino acids. Lineage: Eukaryota; Metazoa; Arthropoda; Insecta; Lepidoptera; Nymphalidae. Gene Ontology annotation, molecular function: stretch-activated, monoatomic cation-selective, calcium channel activity. The record is from RefSeq and is a predicted model, not a curated record. The transcript has 3 exons. Gene Ontology annotation, biological process: calcium ion import across plasma membrane. Gene Ontology annotation, cellular component: plasma membrane.
CGCGCCCACCCCGCGCGGCGGCCCCGCGGCCCGGGCCGCGCGAGUAGGUCGCCAUGCGCGAUGCGGUAUGAGGCAGCGCCGCGCCCGGCGGGCCGGCCCCCGCUAGCGGCGCCGCCCCCGCCAUGCGAGCGCCGCCGCUGCUGCUGCUGCUGCUGAUGGCGGCCGCGGGCCUGGCCGUGAGUCCGCUCGCGCGCCUCAACCCCUGGCUGAGCGCGUGCGAUCUGGAGGAGGAGGGCGCGAGCGCCGAGUGCGGCGACGGGCACGCGGCGUGCGGCGGCGGCGGCGCCGAGACGCUGGCGGGGCGCGACGUGCAGCCGCUGUGCACGCUGGGGGCCGGAGCGAGAGCGCGACGCCUGGCCGAGCUGCGGCUGCGCGCCUGCUGCGAGCGCUCGCCCGCCUCCGCGCUCGACCGCAGCGCGCGCGCCGACGUGCUCGCCGGCGGGGAGCGCUGCGAGCGCACGCUGCGCGACCUCCUCGCCCUCGAUGCGAUGGUCGCGCGCGUGCACUGCGAUUUCGCCACCAUCCUCCAACGCUAUGACUGCGACCAGUCCUAUUCCGUACACACGUGUAAUGAGUGCCAGGAGACGUACCGACGGUGGGCGUGUAGCACAAUGGUGCCACUUUGGGUGGAAGAGGGAUCUGAGGACGGCGAAGAGGGCGGGCGAUCGCGACGUGCGCCCGCUGAGCAUGCGGCACGGUGGCGUGCACGACAUCUUGAGCGCGUGGGUCACUUGGACCGGCGGCGCGGCGGAGGAGUUGUAGGCCGCUGGGUGCGGGCCGCCGCCGCGGGUCCCGGGCGGCCUAUCGUUCGUCUCAAGCCAUGCCUCUCCGUUUGCCAGCUCGUGGAGCAACACUGCCCCUAUUUCCUGCCUGCGGACCGAGCACCUGCAUAUCCCACUCAAUACGCCGGCGAACCCACCUUCCUAUGCCUUGACCCGCGCAUACCAGAAACAGGUGCACAGUCGAAUAAAUCCAAUUACGGAGCCGACGAGUGCUGUUACUGGUAUUGCGAGGGACGGCUCUGUUAUCGCUGCGAGGCACGGCUGAGCGAGCCGCCUCGGCCCGAGGCGGAGCGCUGCUCGCCUGUCGAGGAGCGCACAGCCACCUGCUCGGUGCCCUACCAGGCGCCCGCCGCCGCUGCCACAGCACCACCGCACCCCGUGCUCCUUCUAGCCUCUCUCGUCAACACUAUCGCCACGCUGAUUCGGACUCACUGGACACCAACCAUACCUCUAGUGAAUGUGCGCGAUUCGAGGUUAUAGUUUUACGUUAACGUGCGUCGCACUCCCACGUCCCGCGAUCGCCGGACUAUGAUCGAACCUUCUAUUAGUGGCGUACUUAUGAUAAUAAAUGGCGAUAAUGCGUUCAGCGACGCCUACGAGUCGCGGCGCCGGAACGCCGAGUCGUCGCCGCGAGCGAGAGGCGUCUAUGUCGUCUCUAUAGACUAUAAGUUCAUGUCUGUGUCCGUUUGUUUGAUACACGUCUGUCACAGAAACACCAAAAUAAUGUUUUUUAAACGUUACUUAUGCGUCGUUUUCACGAAUAUAUAUAGCCGCCGUUCCGGCCAGUAUAAUAAUGUUUUUGACACGAAUUGUAAACGACUAAAUAUAUUUGCGUUAAGUGAGAUGUAGAUUUUAAAUAGAACUACAGUUUGAUGUUCGUGUGAAUUUAAAACCCAUAUUACAAUUAUUUCACUUAUUUUUGCUAAAAUAGUUUAUAUAAAGUCGCUCAGUGUGAAACUGUUUGUAGCUCGUGUCGUGUAUGACUACAACUAAUGAACAAAUUAUCACAUUCCUUUAAAGGCUACAAACGUGGUGAUAGUUGCUCUAAUACUAAAUACGUCGCAAUUUUAAAG